Urocitellus parryii (Arctic ground squirrel) is the source of this 1541-nucleotide messenger RNA. Its product is annotated as alpha-1-antichymotrypsin. Lineage: Eukaryota; Metazoa; Chordata; Mammalia; Rodentia; Sciuridae. The record is from RefSeq and is a predicted model, not a curated record. Gene Ontology annotation, molecular function: serine-type endopeptidase inhibitor activity.
UUGGGGAGAACCCUGCACUCUGCAAUCUGGGGCCCCGGCUUUGGGCUUUGGAUCCUCCUCUGAGUCCAGCCAGCCAGCGCUCCUGCCAGAGUGGAGAGAAUGUCCCCCCUCCUGGCUCUAGGGCUCUUGGUGGCAGGGUUCUGCCCUGCCGUCCUUUGCCACUCACCUGGCACACCGACUCCGAACACCCUGAGAUUUGCCUCCAACAAUGCCGACUUCACCUUCAGCCUCUACAAACAGUUGGCUUCCAGGAAUCCCCAAGAGAAUGUCGUCUUCUCCCCACUGAGCAUCUCUACCGCCCUGGCCUUCCUGGCCCUGGGGGCCCACAACACCACCCUGAGGGAGCUUCUCCAGGGCCUCAAAUUCAACCUCACGGCGAUCACGGAGGCGGAAAUCCACCAGGGCUUCCAGCAUCUCCUGCGCACCCUCAGCCAGCCCAGCGACCAGCUGCAGCUCAGCAUAGGCAACGCCAUGUUCGUCGAGGAUGAUCUGGAGCUGCUGGCCAAGUUCACUGAUGAUGCCCAGAGCCUCUAUGAGGCCCAGACCUUCACCACCAACUUCCAGGACCUUGACGCUGCCGAGAAGAGCAUCAAUGACUAUGUGAAGGAAAAAACCCAGGGGAAAAUCGUGGACCUGAUCAAAGGGCUGGACCCCCGGACGGUGAUGGUCCUGUUAAAUUACAUCUUCUUUAAAGCCAAGUGGAUGACGCCCUUUUACCCCGGCGAUACCUCCGAGGCCAGGUUCUACUUGAGCGGGAAGAAGUGGAUAAAAGUGCCCAUGAUGAGCGCCGAGGACCUGUACAUACCCUACUUCCGGGACAAGGCGCUCUCCUGCACCGUGAUUCAGCUGGAUUACGCUGGCAAUGCGAGUGCACUCUUCAUCCUCCCUGACUCGGGCAAGAUGGGGAAGGUGGAGGCCAUGCUGCUCCCACACACCCUGAAGAGGUGGAGAAGCUCGCUGCAGAUGGAGUGGAUAGAUGAGCUCUAUCUGCCCAAGUUCUGCAUCUCAAGUGACUUCAAUCUGGAAGAUGCUCUUCACCAACUGGGCAUCAGGGAGGUCUUCACCGAGCAGGCUGACCUGUCAGGGGUCACGGGGUACAAGAACCUGAUGGUCUCUAAGGUGAUCCACAAGGCUCUGCUUGAUGUGACUGAGGAGGGGACGGAAGCAGUUGCUGCCACUGGAGUCAAAAUGGUCCUCACAUCGGCAAAGAUAGGCACAAAGACCAUUGUGAAUUUCAACAAGCCCUUCCUGAUGACCAUCGUCCAUGGAGACGUCAUCCUCUUUAUGAGCAAAAUCACCAACCCCAAGCCAACCUAGAGCCCUCUGUUGAGUAGUGGGACACCCACUAGGAGCCAGGGAUGGAAGUCCAGGCAUGGGUCUCUGGACACAGCCUGGCUUUGAUGCAGAGCACCCAGAGUGGCCUGGCCCUUUCGCUCCUCCUUGGGAAGGUGACGGCAACUGCAUGUGUGGCUCCCAUAGGCACAGAGACUCUGGGGACUGUGGAGCUCUGAGGCUCUGAGGUCUCCUGACAGCAAUAAACA